Messenger RNA from Tigriopus californicus, 2033 nucleotides. It is a transcript of the gene Rnb, whose product is annotated as armadillo repeat-containing protein 5-like. Gene Ontology annotation, cellular component: cytosol. The record is from RefSeq and is a predicted model, not a curated record. Lineage: Eukaryota; Metazoa; Arthropoda; Copepoda; Harpacticoida; Harpacticidae. Gene Ontology annotation, biological process: anatomical structure morphogenesis. The transcript is spliced from 4 exons. The coding region runs from base 315 to 2033 and encodes 572 amino acids.
CAGAAACAUUUGAGUUCAUCAAACCUGACUCAAUCAGCUCAAUAUAAUUUUCGAUUCUUUAUCUUGUGAAUAACCAAUACAUUUUUUUUCGAUUGCGCAAAGUUUGCCAAACUCACCCCAGAAUCCUCAUGAAUUUGAGACAGCUUUUUAACACCUCACCGACCUCACCUCCGUCUUAUAACUCUGGGGUUUUGCUCUGUGUGACGAUUCUCGGUCUGUCGGUCGUCUAUUUCUGUACUUAGGCCUAGUCGAUUCUCGAGCAGAUUCCAGGAUGGAUCCCAGAUGACCAGAGCACCCCAUUCCUUGCCUCGACCAUGAGCGAUCCGCACGUCGUGUUCGACACGACUCGUCGAAAGGAGAUCCCUUACUUGUUGUCCACCCUAGAUGCGGGUCAACCGUCCAUGGUGAUUUACAAGUCGCUCUCGUGUUUACGGUCGUAUUUCUUCAGCUCGUCUUCAGCUUGCAUUCACCCCAAAUUGGACCAAGUCGUGUCCCAGGGCACAUUGCUGAAGGCUUUGCUCAAACUUCUGGAAAAACCCAAUGCCAAGAUUGUGGACGUGACCCUGUCCAUCUUGGGCAAUCUAUUUCUCGUGGAAUCCGUCCGGAAACAGCUGUAUGACGAGUCUCUUCGAGGGAUCUCGCUGAUAGUGACCGUUUUAGAGAACAUUACCGUGGAAAGCAUAAUUUGUCGGGUAUGCCGAGUGAUUGCCAAUCUGGCUCAAAAUAGUUGGCUAUGUCAUCAAUUCAAUGACAAACAAAUCUUCACGAUGUUGGUCAAGGCCACCAAUGAGUCUCAAUUCGCUCCUAAGACCAAUCAGGUCAUUGUUCGGGCUGUCAGAAUCUUGGGUUCCACUUCCAGGGAGAAAAAAAAUGCCAUUGAAUCCUUGGCCAUCGGCAUGGUGGCCAAUCAUCUUCAGACUCCAGACGAGGAUCUCCUCAAGGCUGUGACCAAAUGUUUGGCUCAUUACACUCACGGGUGUACUUUGGAAGUGGCCCGACAAGUUGGUGGAGACGGCUAUGAACGCUACAAGAUCUUGGUGGAGCUCAUGGAUCAUCCGAACCGCUCGAUUUGGGAGGCUGCUAUGGCCAUCACGGUCAACCUGGCCUAUGUUGCCGUCCUCCGACCCACUCUGGGUAAUAUGGGGGCCAUUGCAGCGUUGGUCAAAAAGUUGGAGAACCGUUGUGAAUUGGGAUUGAGUCCCAAAGAGAUCGCUCAUUGUGUCACCGCUCUGUGUCUAUUCUGUCGAGAGUCGGUGAAUCGAAUGAAAAUCCGAGAAUGCAAUGGUCUCCGACUGAUCGUGGCCAUUCUGAAUGACUUCGCCUUGUACAAGCUUUUCGAUCGCAUCGUGAACUCCUUGCUUCAGUUCUCGUUUGACAGUGCGAGUUUGAACACAUUACAAAAUGAAGGCUUGGUUCAGACUUUGGUCAGCUACAUUUGGGCAUACACCGAAAAAUACGGCAUAUUCCACCGUUGCUCAACUGAGAAGGGCCUUAUGAACCGCUACUGUCCCAAUGAAGAUGAUCCGGACCUUCCACACGGAUUUGAUCCAUGUGGACUCCCGGAAAUGGUGGAUGCCGAGGACGUCCUAGACGCCAAUGACAUUCCCGAGGAUAUUGGUCCACCCGAACCCGAUGGCGAGGACAGCAAUAUGGAGCCUGUAGAUCUGAAUGACGAGGAGAUCGCGGCCAUGAACUUGCAAGAUCAAGGACAGGGACCGAGUCCACCUCCCGAGAAUAUCAAUGUCAAAGAACCGAUCGUCUUCCGAGUGAACAGUCCCAGCUAUCAAGCCGUUCAAGACGAGUACAGCGAGAUCAUGCGACGACAAGAGGCCAUGGCCAACUCCUCGUGGGUCCGAGGUCCUUCCCACGAGGCUCCAAGUGGUCCGGCUUCCCCGGAUCGCUCGCCAUAUCCUUGGAUGGGCUCUCCCGAACACUCUCCGGGCUAUUCUCUGGAGGGCUCACCCGUGUCGUUGGCCAGCCGUAGCCCGCAGAAAUCGCCGGAGCGAGGGUCCCCUCUGACUCUACCCAAGUAA